GCAUUUGCUUACAAGAACCAUCCUAUCUACAGAGUUGACGUGAUGGGAAUUGUCGUCAGCAUUGCAGAGAGAGAACGAUUCUUCAAUUAUGCUGUUGAUGAUGGAACAGGAGUUAUACAGUGUUGCUGUUGGAAACCUAAGCGAGAUGAAAGAUCACAUAAUAUUCAUCAAACAUCCAUUGGAGAUGCAGAAGGUGAGCUUGCUGCAUCCCUUUUUAAGAGAAUGGAAGAUUCCACUCAAGAAGUGCUAACAUCAUAUGAGCUGGGUGAUCUCAUUCAUGUUAGGGGAAGGCUGAAAUUAUUCAGAGGGAACAUCGAGGUGUCUGCAUCCUAUUUCAGGAAAAUUCAAGACCCUAGCUACCAGACGGAGAUGAAAAGAAUGGAGGAGAUACCUAUUCUUUACCAGUCUGUGUAUGAUCUUCCAUUUGUCUCAGAAGGUGGUCCCAGCGUCUGUGCAUUAGAGGAUAAGACUGCUCUCAAAAGAGAGGUUCAGCUGAUUGGGGAAGUGCAUAUAAAGUUGCUGAAGCUCCUGCAGGAAAAGAUCAUUCAGAACUUUUAUCUUCAUGAGCUUGAAACAGUGGCUGAACUGUUAGAGAUAGCAUCAUUACCUUGCCAUGAAUAUCAAGAGGAUGCAGAUAGACCACAUCAACGAGGCAGACAGAUAAAGAAUGUCUUCAAGAAUGUUACUGAGAAGCUGGAGAAUGAUGGGAUGGUUUUCAGGAGUAGCACAGAACAUGGACUUUAUCAGGCUGUGCCAGGAAACUUCAGGCUGAAUGAAAGUAUAUUAGAGAUACUGAGAGAAGAUUGCCAACACCCGAAAUUUGAAGGUGGAUGUCAUUACAUGCAUGUAACUGAUAGACUACGUAAUCACCCUGGCUAUGAGAACAUCGGCCCUGAUGCAGUGAAGGAGGCCCUCUCUUGGUUGGAAUCAAACAGUGAAGUCAUCAGCACCACUUCAAAACAUUACAUGGCCAUAACUUGAGAGAAUCUAGCGCUUUUAUUGUCUCAUUUGGCAUGGACCAGAAGAAGACAGUGAAGAUAACAUGGAUAAAAGAAGGAGAGAAAGGGGUAUUCUGAAGGAUAGUUUAAAAGUAGGGCCAUGGUUGAAAUACCUGAUAAAUUAUUGAAAUCACUUUCUGGUGUUUAGCUAGUGAGUAGCAAGAAAAGGGCAAUACUUGUGAAGAUGAAUAAUAAACAAGCAGACAAUUUUACUCUGCAGGAUAAGACAAAUCGCAUAUGAAAUAAACAUUAACGUCGUGAAGCAGUGGAGUGUUGUGGCCCAGUGGAUCAGUCUCCGGACCUUGAAAACAGAGGUUGAUAACAGAGGAUUGUGGGUUCGGAUCCCAGUCAUAGGGUAAUUACGUUCAACAAGAAAUUUACCCACUUCGUGCUGCACUCAACCCGGGUAAGGUAAAUGGGUACCAGCAUGAAGUAAUUCCUCAAAAUGCUGUGAGCACUUGAAUAGUUCGACUAGCUUAGCCGGGGUAAUAUAGGAGUGCCUUGAGCACCUAGCAAGGUGGAUAUGUGCACUAUACAAAUAACCUAUAUCAUUUAUAUCAAUAUUAUUGGCUGUGAGCACUAGCCAAAAGACCAUGGAUAACGCAUGAUUAGAAGCCUGCAUGGUUUAGAUUUGUGCACCCCCAGCUGACCAUAUACGAGAAGUUUGGUGAAUCUUUACAAGUAGUGUCAUCUAUUAUUAUAUACAGCCAGCUUGUAACCACAGAAUGAUGAAAUAGACAACUGAAAUAUGCAAUCAAUACCUAGGUUUGGUUGGAGUUUGUAUUUGUUAUAUAGGAUGAAAGCGUAUUUUCUGAAUCAGUAAGUUGGGAUGAACAGCAAGCCCCAACAUUGCUUUUAGGGAUGAUAUCACUCUUUGCUAGUAACUUAGCCCAAAGGUUCCAUUAACACAAAGGUUUACAAUUAAUAGAUUAAUGUUGAUGGCCGAUCAAGAUCCAUUUUGCCUGCACAUUUAGUUCAAAUACUGAAGAUGAUCGAACCAGAAUUAUUCUUUAUUUUUUAUUUGCAACCCAGUGGGUCUCAGAAAUGUGUUCAUGAUGGUGUACAGCAUAAACGCAAUUUUGCUAUGUUUAUUUUUCUUUGUAAAAGUACAGAUUGGAAUUGUAUUUGAAGUCUUUCUCUCAAUGAAAGAACAAAGGAAAAGGUACUUGAGAGCAUAUCAAAAACAUCGCUUUUGUGGAAUUCAGUACAAUUAAUGAUGAAAGUUUUAAUAUGCAGUGAUUUGAUUUGUGGAAGUUAUAAUCGAUUGCUGAUUUUUCUUGAGAAUUUGUCCAUUAAUUGUGUGAAGGCUUGACCUAAAUUUCUGAUUGGAAAUAACAGGUUAGUAAGCUGGAUAAGUUCAAACCAGCCUAAAAGUGUGGCCAGCCAUAAUUAAAACAUGUGCUUAGAAACUAUUUACAUACAAAUGUCAGUAUUCUGUAAAGGAUAUAGGUAAUGAAGGAUUUAACAAAUACAGUCUCCAUUUUCUGAAAUAUUUGAGAUAUGUCACCUUGAAAAUAAUACUUUAAACUGUAACCAUUAUCACUAUGCAAGACAUGUACAUUGUGUGAUGCAAGGGUCAUGAAGUGAUUAUAUUCCUAACUUUAGUUAACUUUAAAUUCUAUUGUGGUGGCAUUAUUCUUUUCUUUUUCCCAAUCAUAGAAUUUUAACACAACUUUUUGAUGAGUCCAUGUGUGAGAUAUGUUAUGGCUUUCUAGGAUGUUCUCUGAAGAAUCAAUCAAGUAUGAUAUUUUACUUGGAAAGCGCCCUCCCGAGUUUUAUCAACGGCAUGGUAGUCCACACGGCGAUGUGGCCUGUAAUACAAGAUGCAUGGGGAAGUUUCAAAUUGAUGCCGAGGUUCAAGGGUCGAGCCCUGGUCACUUCUUUUUUGGAUGGCGAUAUUAGAGUUUGGUCCCAGAAGUUUCUUUGUUUUUAUAAAGUACCACUCUUAGCAAACACUCAUUGUUUUCCAAUUCAAUGAGUAGUAUAAAGUGGACCACUGAGUGCACUUCAUCUUUAGAGCAAUGCUGUUCAGUGUGCAUAGUCCUAAAAACAUAAUUCAGCUACUUUGAAAUAAAUUUUGAUUUUAUUGUACUCUCAAGUGAUUAGUUCAUAAUUGUUGAUUUCAUCAUAAUCUAAAAAACGGUUAUACAAUUUAAGUUUCCUUUUUCCUCACAUUAAUACAAAUUAAUUUGUGAAAGUUGGUAAAAGAUAUUUCAAACAAACAAGUUCCUGAAAUUUUGUUGAAACAUUAAUUUGAUAUUUUGUUAUUCAUUGCUAAGUUUUCCUUUUAAAUGCAUUUCAUGGGGUUUUACAAUUAUUUUUUCUCUCUGCAAAAUAUAUUCCAGAGUUCAUUAUCUUAUUGCCAUGACUAUUUUCCUCACAUAUACAAAUAAAUGGGGAUGGAAGUUGGCAAAAAGGAUUUCAAACGGGACAGCCUGAAAUUUGUCAUAUAUGAAUUUAUUUUGUAUAUUUUUAAUUUGCUCUAUCAUUUUCAUGCAUUUUAUUUGGGAGCUAUUUGAAUACAAUUUUUCUCUUGACAGGAAUUUAA
Molecule: messenger RNA, 3546 nt
Organism: Lytechinus pictus (painted urchin)
Lineage: Eukaryota; Metazoa; Echinodermata; Echinoidea; Temnopleuroida; Toxopneustidae
Product: CST complex subunit STN1-like
Exons: 8
Coding region: 43-981 (312 amino acids)
Source: RefSeq, a predicted model, not a curated record